CGCACAAGCAGGACACGCUGCUGACCUGGGCCGCUCGUCACGGGCAAGCCGAGGCUCACACGUAUCCGUCACUAGCAGUGCCACUGACUCUGCGCAAGAUGCCAUCAACGUGCAGCCGUCGUCGGCGACCACCAUCAGGGUUGCUGCUCCUCACAGCCUCGCCAUUCUCGCUCGCGCUCGCCGCGGUGAGCGCUCGCAAUGGUGGCCUGCCGGCACCAACCUACUCCCUUCACGACGCCGCUGCAGCUGGCGACAUGAGCGCGGUCGACCUGCUCCUCAGCGCUGGCCUCUCGAGCAACGAGCUCAACGCCAGGCGAAGCACGCCGCUGCACAUCGCAGCCCUGAAAGGACACCGCGAGAUUGCAGCGCUGCUGCUGGCGCACGGCGCUGACCCGAACGCCGCCAAUAUGGGCGGCAGCACGCCGCUCCAUGCCGCGGUUGAGAUGGGCCAGCACGAGCUCGCAGAGUUGCUCGUUUCAAGCGGCGCAGACGCCUCCUCGCCGUCAGGCCUGCUGUCGCCCGAAAGUGCAGCCCCUCGCAUGAUCGCAGCGACCGGUCCGUGGGGUGGUGCCUAGGUGAGGGGUCACAGCCGCUCAAGAUGGCCCUCGGCCAAGGGGAUGCCGGCAUGCUCGCUCCGCCCUCCUGCGCGGCGGCGCUCUCUCCACGCCUCUCUUGUGAUUGUGUGCACGGCGUGUCCUGGUCAGGCAUGCUCUGCGCCCUCCUGGGCGGCGGCGC
This is a messenger RNA of Emiliania huxleyi CCMP1516, 735 nucleotides long. RefSeq lists its product as hypothetical. The transcript has a single exon. Lineage: Eukaryota; Haptophyta; Isochrysidales; Noelaerhabdaceae. The record is from RefSeq and is a predicted model, not a curated record. Bases 99 to 575 code for a protein of 158 amino acids. Gene Ontology annotation, molecular function: protein binding.